AUAUUCAUGGUGAUAAAUUUGUCGAAUUUUCAUCUUAAAUUGUUUAUACUAAAGUUUUUUUGUGACCAGAUGAACUAAAAUUGGAAUAUUAUUAAAUGAUUGUUUGAAUUUGUUAAAUAUGAGAAAAUCAAAGAAAUGUGUUGAGGUCAAAAGUGACAGUAUUUUAAAUAUUCAAUUUCUUAAAAUAUUUUAUUUGUAUCCUGUUAUCGAUCCGAAUACCAAUUAUAAUACAAUAUGCGGCUAUAAUAUUUAUUUAAUACUUCACGAGGCGCUUAAAGUUAUAAUUGCAAUUGUUUUAAUUAUUUCCAUAACUGGCUUUUUUUUUGGAAUACAUGACCUUAACUUCGUUAUCAAUUCUUCGAAUAUAAUUAUUUGUGCAAUAUUGGACAUAACAAAAGUUUCUCGAUUCACACGUACACCGCAUAAAGUUUGGAAUCUGAUUUCUAUGAUAAACAUUGAUAUUUUUAAGAAUGGUCAUUACAGGAAUGAUAUUGUUGAGUUGUAUAAAAAUAAAAUCACCAAGUAUACUAUCUUAAAUACAGCUGCUUGGUUAUUGGUAUUGUUAUUUUAUUUAUGUGGUCCGAUUUUUGUGCAUCGUUUUACAGUGAAAAGUAAUGACGAUCAUAUAAUUGUCUAUCCAUAUAAUGUAAUAAAUCUAUUAUAUCAACCGUUAUCUAUUGAAAACUAUACAAAUUUUUAUAUAAUGUUCUAUAUAUUGGAAGCAUUUAGUGUGGUCCAUAGUAUAACUAUGUGCAUUAUUUUUGACAACUUUGUGAUUUCAUUAGGUUUGACGGUACUCGCACAACUAAAAACUAUUGAAUCAACUCUUCAUACAUUUGGUCAUCAACCUAAUAAUAAGAAUGUUGAUCUAAAUCUAUUCAAGUAUAAAUUUUCUUCAAUUUUAUCAGACCAUCAAAAAGUUAUGGUACAUAAGAAUGAAUUUUACAAUAUUUCAAAAUCUAUUGUUCUUUUACAAAUAGCGGUUUGUUCAGUUACUUUAAAUACAAUUUCGUGUUUGUGUAUAUUGGCGUAUGUUCAGAAUAUUCCUUCUCUAUCAUAUCUAACAAUUAAAAAUAUAGUGGCUAUAACUAUGAUAAUAAUUCAAUUAUACUCAUACUGUGUUCUUUUUGGAAAAAUCGAUCAACAAACAUCAUCAAUGAACUUUGCUUACUAUAGUUGUAACUGGACAUCAAAGGAUACUCAUUUCAAGAAGUUAUUGUUGUUAGCAAUGAUAACUAGCAGUGCCAAUCAAGUAAAGAUGAAAGUUACGCCAUUAAAAAAAGUCAAUUUAGAAAUGUUUUUAAACACCAUUAACACAUCAUAUUCAAUUAUCUCAUUAUUUAUUCAAAAAAAUCAUAAAAAAAUGACGUAAUUUUACGAUGGAUUUUUUUUUACUGUCAAUAAAUAUAUAUUUUAUUGGUAAUCACGUACAUGGAUGAAAACAAUUAAAAUCAUUUAUAAAAAUAUUUAUAGGUUAUCUUAACCUGAAGUGUAGAUUAUUAAUAUUGAGUAAAAUCAUUUAAAAAAGAAUAAAAAUAGUGAACAAAUAAAACAAAGCAAAUGCCCAUCGAAGUUGAACAAAUUUAUUUAUAUAUUACAGUUCUGUAUCAUAAAAUUUGUAAUCGCAUUUAUAAUUAACAGGGUAUUUUUAUAUGUAGUUUAAAAACUCAUUUUUUACUAGUUUGAAAUAAUAUAAAAAGUUAGAAGUAAUAGUUCUAGUCUAAUUGAAAAUUUGAAAACGACGCGAAAAGUUGAUUUAGAAUAGUAUAUUUUGAUUCUAAUGAAAGUUCCUUGUAGACCAGUGCAUUUAUUUAUAGUAACAAACAGUUUUUAUUGAAAAUAUUG
Messenger RNA from Daktulosphaira vitifoliae (grape phylloxera), 1845 nucleotides. RefSeq lists its product as uncharacterized. The transcript is spliced from 7 exons. Gene Ontology annotation, cellular component: plasma membrane. Gene Ontology annotation, biological process: sensory perception of smell; detection of chemical stimulus involved in sensory perception of smell. The record is from RefSeq and is a predicted model, not a curated record. Gene Ontology annotation, molecular function: odorant binding; olfactory receptor activity. NCBI's taxonomy places the organism in Eukaryota, Metazoa, Arthropoda, Insecta, Hemiptera, Phylloxeridae. Bases 119 to 1372 code for a protein of 417 amino acids.